CGUGAUGCGCUGACCGGUUCUCGGGGUCCCGCCGGCGGGAGGGAAAAUCAGCGGCCGGGCUGUGCUGGCGCGGAUGUAGAGGAAGAUGCAAAGCCCGCUGCCUGAAAGUGCUCAGCGCGUAGGUGCCGGCUGAGCUGCGGCAUGCCCUGAGGAGGGAGAUGCCUGUGCCAAAUCCUGCUGUGCCUUGCUGCAGUCGCUGGUGCUCUCUGAAAUGUCCUUGAGCCGGAAAGCCGGGUCAAAAGGGACGUGGGACAGCACUGCUCCAUUGAAGGUCUCUCGAUGGGGAAGGCAGCUCGGAGUGCGCGGUGCUCCUGCGCUUCUCCUGGGCUUGGGAUGCUCGGGCAGCUCCGAGGUGCCGUGGAGCAUGUGGAAACACGUGCUGGAUCUGCCUGCCUCGUACCUGAGCCUGAAGGAGGGAAGAUUUUAGGUCUGGGUGACUAGAAAUACGGCUGAAGUGCAAGAAAGUACUGAGCUAUUUCAGUCUUUUGGCAUCUUCUCUGUAUGGGAGAUGUUAAUAGUUUUGUGAUUGUAUUUAUGGCCUGUGCUUUUAAACAUCUCAGAUGCUCUCUUUAUCAUUUAGUGAAACUGUUAAUAUUUACAGUUUACUUGGGGUGCUGAAUUCUGUGUGUUUGUUGUGUUGGAAGUGAUGUUCAGGUGACCUGUGUUGCGUAAUAGUAGAUUAAGAGAUACGCACACCAAGCCUCUGUUUUUUCACUGUCAGAUUAGCCUUAGUUUCUCUAGCACUUGCAAUACUUUUGUGCUUUUAUAUUUUUUUUGUGUGCGAGGCAUAAAGCUGACUUUAUAUAUAGAGUUCUUUGUGGAUAUUGUCAAAAGAAAGUAUCUGUCUUUAUAUAUAGGUACUAACGAGAGGUCAGAAAAACUGUAGCAGUGGUGUUUUGUCUUUGCUGUUAGAUGGUGGUCGUUCCAAAGCACAUCCAACCUUAGACGAAUGCAAAACAAAACUGUUAGUGUCAUACAUGUAGUGGUGAUUGUCAGAAUCUGCAUGGCCAUUUAAGAAAUAACUAGAGCUUCUGACCAAAAGGUAUCAGUUUUGAGGUGAGCUGCAUCACAGAAGAAUUUUGUAUUAAGUUUGUUGGAGUACCUGACAGAUGCUUGCCAAUGAAUGUAUUUCAAUCAUAAAAAAAUACCUAGUAUGCUCUGUGGAAGAAUCAUGAAGGACUCUGUACGUAACCAGGGUUGCAACAGAUAAUUAAAAAUCACAGAAUCUGUGGUGCUGGAAAUGCUAUGCUUUAUUUUCAAGAUAAAACUUGGUAUAGUAUAUGUAAUUUUUAAAGGACACUAUACUUCCUCUUUCAUGUGACUGCUUUGUCUUUUGUUGGUGUAGUGUUAUCUUUAAACAAUUUCAUCCUUUCAGUUCUAAGGAAAGACUCCGGCUGUAUUGUUGGCUCUUUUAUUUUUGACAAUUUCUUAAAAAUUAGGGUUAAAACUGCAGUUUCUUAGGAAAAGAAAGUUUAAGUAAAUGCUAUUAUGAGGAUUUUUGACAUCUGUCAGUGAUAAUCUCAUUGAAACAAUUUAAUAUCAGAGUUGGUUUUAUCUCUUGCCUUUUUUUUUUUUUUUUUUAAAGUCAGAUAUGACUCUGAAAACUCUUAAUUUUCUCACUUCAUGCUUACUUUUAAAGAUGACUAGGUGGUGGUAGUGUUGGGUGAAGACAGCUCAGCUGGCCACCCUUACCUAAAUCUGUAGCUCUGUUGCAGAAAACCUCAGUGAAGGCCAGGUGUGGGGAAUGUGUCAGGGCCCUGGUAGAAGGAUGCUGAGGGCUUGCAACUGGAUUUUCAACAGCUGCUUCGCAUCUCUGCAGUUCUGGAGGAAGGGGGAUGUGACACAGACCUCUGGUUCAUCAAAGAAGGAAAAAGGAUUUUGCUCCCUUUUAAAUUUUGUUAGAAAAUGGUACUGCUGUAAAACUUUACAUGAGGUCGAUUUCUUGGUUUCUUCUCUCUUUUAUUCAUUUGCCUUCAGUGUGGAAUGUUACAGUUUCUUUGGAAAACAUUUCUUAUGAAACAAGGCAAAAAUGUGGGGUGUGCGUUCUAGUUAACUUGUAUUGCUCCUGCAUUUUAUUUUUGCAGCCUUAAAAUUUCAAGGGAGGAGCAGUUUCCCUAGUUUGAUCUACUGCACGUCCAGAAAAAACAUCUGUGGUAGCUGGAAUGAGCAAGGGGGGUGCAAUUUAUUUCAGAAGCUGUGAGCUGGUGCUAAUUCAAACUGUUCGUUAAGCUUGUGACACCAUUUCCACAAAAGCACUGUACAGACAAGCUGUCAUUUCUAUAUCUAUAUUCAUGCAGGCUGCCUGGCAGCAAACCAAUGUUUAUUCCCAUGGAGGCUGCUUGCACACAAUAGAAAAUAGCAUAAGCAAUUCAGUAAUGGAAACAAGUAUGACUACUCUGUUAAAAACUGAGGGGAGAGUAAUAUUUUUUUAUUAAAACUAGAUGCACAAGCAGAUAAAGUCUUCAUUUAUUUUCUUCACUCUUAAAAGUCCUCUGAGAAAAGUUUUUUUCUCUGCUCCUGUUUUAACUUUACAACAAAUGUAUUUCUGAUUAAAUUUAGAACUGUUCUGAGUAGAAAGGGAAAAGGAGUUUGAAUGCAGGUAGUCUUACGAAUGUGACGUCUUCAAGCUUAAGAAAUUGUGGAGUCAUUGAAUUGUUAAAAGUUGGAGAAGAUACAAGGAAGAGUGUAAAAUGCGCUGCACGCUGUUUGUUCUUUUGAGCUGGAAGAUUGAAUGUUUGUGUGUAAUCCAAGAGAAACAGUCUACCAACCACUGCCACGUUUUCAUCUAUUGGUAAACAUCAGCUGCUGGUUGGUCCUAAGGGAGGAAGACUGAAUUAGUUCCAGAUGGAGAACUCUUUCAGCCCAUUUAAGACUUUCCUGUUGAUUUAAGACAGCAGGUAGAAAAAACGGAAUAGACCACACGAAGAAGAAUGUGAAGUUUAUUUUUAUGCAAGAUGUUAUUUGGAGGACCAAGUACACUUUUUCAGGCCAUGGGAGAUGAAAGACUAAUCACAUGAUAUUUUUGUUCCAUCAAAGUGCUGUUCUGUGCUAAGUCAAUGUUGGUUUGUAUUAAAGACAAAUAGUAGUUUUUAAUGUCAGCAUGUCAACUGUGACAAGCGCUCAGACACCGGAGGAACCUAAUCCUCCCCCCCUUGAAGAAAAGCCAAAGGGAAAAUCACUAUUUCAUUUGGGUUCACUCUUUGCUAAUAGGAGUGAAAAAUUUGUAAUUGCUAGGAGUGAUAGUGUACCAGAGGAGAAUGUUCUGAAAAUAACUAUCACGGAGACUACGGUCAUUGAGUCGGACUUGGGCAUCUGGAAUUCUCAUGCUCUCAUCUACCUCACUUUGUGGUUUUUCUUCAGCUUUUGCACUCUUUUUCUUAACAAAUACAUUCUUUCAUUACUGGAAGGAGAGCCCAGCAUGCUAGGUGCUGUUCAAAUGCUUUCAACCACCUUCAUUGGCUGUAUAAAAAUGUUUGUUCCAUGCUGCUUGUAUCAACACAAAACACGCAUCUCUUAUCCACCUAAUUUCAUCAUGAUAAUGCUGUUUGUUGGAUUAAUGAGAUUUGCAACAGUAGUCUUGGGUCUUGUCAGCUUGAAAAAUGUGGCAGUUUCAUUUGCAGAAACUGUUAAAAGUUCUGCACCUAUUUUUACUGUUAUCAUGUCUCGGAUGAUAUUAGGAGAAUACACUGGAUUGCUGGUUAAUCUGUCUCUCAUUCCUGUUAUGGGCGGGCUAGCUCUAUGUACAGCUACUGAAAUCAGUUUCAACAUUCUAGGUUUCUCGGCAGCUUUAUCUACUAAUAUCAUGGACUGUUUGCAAAAUGUCUUUUCCAAAAAACUACUCAGUGGAGAUAAAUACAGAUUUUCAGCCCCAGAGCUUCAGUUCUACACAAGUGCUGCUGCAGUGGUUAUGCUUAUUCCAGCUUGGAUAUUUUUCAUGGAUGUGCCUGUGAUUGGGAAAAGUGGGAGGAGCUUCAGCUACAACCAAGAUGUUGUUGUACUUCUCUUAAUAGAUGGAGUCUUGUUCCACCUACAAAGUGUUACAGCCUAUGCCUUGAUGGGAAAAAUUUCUCCUGUGACUUUCAGUGUUGCUAGUACUGUGAAGCAUGCGCUGUCAAUCUGGCUAAGUAUUAUUGUGUUUGGUAACAAAAUCACAAGCCUCUCGGCCAUUGGGACUGUUCUAGUGACAAUUGGAGUUCUUCUAUAUAAUAAGGCAAAGCAGCAUCAGCAAGAGACUAUACACAGCCUGGCAGCUGCAGCCCCGCAAUCCGCACAAAGUACAACUGAAGAUACUGAGCCACUAAUUUCCAAGGAUUUGGAACCGUAUGAUUAAUAUGGCAAUUUAUUCUUCCAACUUAGUGUAACUCAAAGGAGCUCUUCCUGAAAGUGAUUGUUUCUUCAACUGUUGAUGCUGAUUGGGUUCCUUUGAGUUCAUGGCAGGUCAAGCCUGGGACUUGAAGCAGAGAAGACAAUGGGAAGAAUCCAGAAAGUCUUGACUUACUGAGAAACUGAUAUACCAGAGGACCUAGUAUCAUAUAAUGUGGUAAAUGUGGGCUUUAUUGUCUUUCCUUGACUGCAAAUAACAUACAAGCCGAUAUUAAAGAAGGAACUUCAGUGUCUUGUGGGGAAACAAUUCUUUUCUCCCUACUCAUCAAAAUAAUGUGAAACCACGGACUCAUCACUGUAUUCUGCUUGCUUGCAGUGGGAAGAAAUCGGUGCAUAACUGAAAUUCUUAGUUGUUUGUUACUCUACGCCACCUGCAUCCUCCAUUUGUGUGCAUUGUAGGGCUGGAAGAAGGAACCCCCUCCUCUCCCAACAAAUGGCUUAUUUUGGUAUACGUUUAGUUGAAGUAAACUACGGAAAUGAGUCCGUGUCCCAAAGGAAUGAUGAACAGCUAUUUCUGACUACAAAGCUAGGAAUGAUAAGUGAUUUUUCUACUAAAAUUUAACAGGGAAAUGUUGCAUCCUGGUUGUGUAUUGACAAUAUUGAAAUGCAGGUAUACACACACAUACAUACACUGUAUAAAUGGAGUGUUGAAUUAACUAUUUGCAGUUGCUUAGAGGUAAAAAACACUGAAAAACUUUGGUGAUGAAGCAGGAUCUCUAUAUUUCUAUAAGAAACCAUUUUAAUAUUUUAAUUUCUUGCAUUUCAUUGUAUUUCUGUUAUGAGGAAAUAGAUUUUUUUUUUUGGUAUUAUUUCUAACAGUACAACAAAAUGCUGCCUUUUAGAAACUCAGGGUUAUAAUUCUGACCUAUGUGCAAAGUAUUUAUAUCAUUUCUGAUUAUGUAAAGAAUUUUGGAGGUACUGUGACAGAGAUGGAAGAGAGGUCACAAAAGGGAGGAAUAUUAACCAUAAACUGAGGCUAAUCUUUAUUUCUACUGCUUUUAAGAAGUUUUCUUUUUUAAGGAAAUUCUGUUUUGUGGUAGAUCAAAGAUUAAAAGUUAACUUUCAAAAAUAAAAAAAAAUCUUAAGUACUUAGUUUUGGCAAAAAAGUACAUGUAGCUACAAAAACAUUCAGAUAGACUUUUUGGUAACAAAAGUAAAUUAACAAUUAAAAUUAGCUGAUUUUUAAUAAUUGCCACUGUUCUGAAAGAUUGUAGCAUGGCAUUAGAAGAAUGGAUAAAGUGGUCUUUAUGGUAGAAAAUAAUUUCUAAUAGGAAAUUACCAGUGGAGUUCCUGCAAAAUUUAAGCUCGUGCUUACAUUUCCACUUGUGAGAUGCUCCGUUAGCUUUAGUGAACUAUGCCUGCAGAGAGCAAAAAUGCGCUCCCAAGACAGUCUCUCUGAAGAAGCCUGUCUUCUGGUUAAAUAGCGUGUGCUCAUUUUGACUUAGGCUUACUUCAGGUUACAUUCCUGUACAUGACAGGUUGCUGGGGCAUGUUCCCUGAAGACUUGAGCAGGAGGGAAAUGUCAAUAUUUUUUUUUCAUUGUUGUAUACAUGAUGCCUGUGGGGUUUUGUUUCUUUGUACUUCUAUCACUUUUACAAAAAGCUGUGGACUAUGGGGUGGAGCUAUGUCACUUUUUUUUUUUGUGGUUAUGCUUUUUAAUAAGCUCAGUGUAUUUGGCAGAAAACAAAGUCUGGUUUGCAUCGUAUUUCUACUCUUGUUGGAAGACAGAAAUAUAAGUGGCUUUCUGGCUGCCUAGUUCCGUUCUCAUGUAAACCCCUUCAUCACCUGUUUGAGCUUCAUUUUAAAAGCUAGCUGGCUUUUGCCUUUCCUAUUGCUGGAAAACUUUUAGUGAACCAAACAGCUGGGAGGGUUUUGGAACUUGUAAUUUCUAAGACAUGUCUAAGCUUAUUAGUGGCUGGUUUAGCCCCACCUGUUCAGUGGCAGCAUGAUAAUCCUGUUUUACUAGGGGUUUAUUUUCACAGUGGUGACUUUAUAUACUGUUCUUAGGCAGUCGUCUUGGCCUUUAUUAGAUUAAACAAACCAACCUCUUUACUGUCUGCUUUUAAGACCUUUUCGUCCUCCAGCCAUACUAGUGCUUCUCCUUUGCGGUUGUUCCUGUUGGGUAAACAAGGACCGUUUUGUUCUGUGUUAAGAAUUCGUGCAAGUAUUAUACCCCAGCUUUGUACGAUGGUAUUUCUUUCGGACCGCUCUGAAACACCCCAGGGUUUCACCGGCGUUUCUCACAGCCGCGCCCCUGACACUUGUACGCUGAUCGGGACGAGCUCUGUGAGACAGAACUAUGCGGAUUAUUUGUUUUGUGUUUGUCAAGUACGUUCUCAUAGAAACAGCACGUCUUCCUUAAAAUGUGAAUUCCUGAAGUAACACCAGUCCUUGCUGAAGAACAGACUUGCAAAUGUAAGGUGUCACUUGCAGCAGUUAACGUUCCUAAAGGACGUUAUUUCCCAGCUAAAGAGCGGAUGGAUAAUAAAGUAGCUGCGUGUAAUAUAGUAUUUCCUGUCAUGUAUUGCACUGUGACCUCGAGCCAUGGUUCGGUAACCUCACCGCUUCGUGUUAAGUUCUGUGUAGUCUCGGCUAAUUUGCCUUUUUAGGAAUUGCCCUUUUCACACUGAAAUACUGUAAAUUCUCCUUUGUAGUCUGUCUGUUCUGUUACCAUUAUGUGACUUGUUUAAAUGAUCAUUUUAUUGUGCAUUAUUCAACUGAAUAAUAAAAAAAUUGGGGUUUUGUAU
Molecule: messenger RNA, 7130 nt
Organism: Grus americana (Whooping crane)
Lineage: Eukaryota; Metazoa; Chordata; Aves; Gruiformes; Gruidae
Gene: SLC35E2B
Product: solute carrier family 35 member E2B
Exons: 10
Coding region: 3101-4330 (409 amino acids)
Cellular component (GO): Golgi apparatus
Molecular function (GO): antiporter activity
Source: RefSeq, a predicted model, not a curated record